Messenger RNA from Recurvomyces mirabilis, 1314 nucleotides. It is a transcript of the gene AIM18, whose product is annotated as Altered inheritance of mitochondria protein 18 mitochondrial. The record is from RefSeq and is a predicted model, not a curated record. NCBI's taxonomy places the organism in Eukaryota, Fungi, Ascomycota, Dothideomycetes, Mycosphaerellales, Teratosphaeriaceae. The transcript has a single exon. The coding region runs from base 1 to 1314 and encodes 437 amino acids. Gene Ontology annotation, molecular function: intramolecular lyase activity.
AUGGCUGCACCAGGACGUCAGGCAAUGCGCCUGCUUUCGCCACGCAUACAGUACCUUUCACGACCAACCUCCAUCACAACCCAAAUCCGCCAUGCAUCGAGCAGAUACAGCCAGCCAGCGAAACGUUCAGUGGCCACUGCCGCCGAAAUACCUGUGUCCAACACAGCAUCUUGGAGCCCGCUCGAAAGUCGAACGAGCUUCCUCGAACAUGAGGAGAAGAGGCAAUACCACCUCGGCCGCAUGCGCUUCGCAGGGAUGGGCUUGUUAUUGACCAUGGGAGGAUUGGCAAUGGUUCUAUCAAACCUGGACCUGGACAGUAUCGAGCAAGCGGAGAAGAAAAGAAAAGGCAUACAGCUUGAUGCUGCAAGCGAAGCCAAUGCGACAUUCCAGGGUAAAGACGUGCAUGUGAUUGGUGCAGGUGAUUCAAAGAGGAUCGUUGCUUCCGGAUUGGGAGAGGAGAUUGAAUUGGUAGAGACUGGCACGAGCUCUGUGCCGCACUUUCCUAGGACGAUUUACCUGCCUGCGUCAUCUUCGGCGGCUGCGCCGGCCGUGCCUGCUGCUUCUGGAUUGGUGGUCGAUACAGCUCAGCCGGGCUCGGUUACGAACCCCUUAGACGCUUCUGGCCAGGAAGAGUAUACGCUCGUGGGUUUGGGCAUUCGUACGGUAAUGUGGAUACAAGUCUACGUGGUAGGCAUGUAUGUUCGCACCACCGACAUCACGACUCUGCAAGCGAAGCUCGUGAAGCAGGUCAAUCCUACUGCUUCUGCCCUGAUCCCGUCCGAGAAGAUGAGCCUAAGGGAAAAACUGCUGGACCCUGAGCAGAGUCGCGCAGUGUGGGGUGAAUUGCUGCAAGUCCCUGGCAUGAAGACUGCUUUCCGCAUUGCGCCGACAAGGAACACCGAUUUCGGUCAUCUGAGAGAUGGCUUUGUUUCGGGUAUCAAUACUCGGACGUCAGAAGCACGCAAGCUUACACAGACUGGUGAGACGGAGUUCGAUGCUGAAGACUUCGGCCGGUCAGUGCAGAACCUUAAGGGCAUCUUUGCUGGUGGUAAAGCACCAAAAGGUUCUAUCCUGAUCUUGAAGCGUGAUGAACGGGGUAUGAUGGACGUGCUAUACUCACCCCAGCCGGAGAAGAAUGGUGUCGCGAUGGAGACAUUGGGCUCGGUGGCUGACGAGCGAGUGAGCAGGCUGUUGUGGUUCGGCUACCUGGCGGGGGAGAAGGUAUCGUCGAAAGCGGCGAGGGAGGGUGUCGUGAACGGGUGCAUGGAGUUUGUUGAACGGCCUAUUGGCAGCGUGGAGACGAUGGUUCAUUGA